AUGUGCAAUCUUGACCAAUGUCCCUCUGUCAUUGGCGAAAUCAAUGGGCAAUCACGGCCAUUGCCUCUCUGUCUUUGGCGAAAUCAGUGUGCAAUCUCGACCACUGACUCUCUGCUAUUGGUGAAAUCAAUUUGCAAUCUCGACCACUGCGUGUUUGUCUUUGGCGAAAUCAAUGUGCAAUUUCUUCCACGGCGGGUUUGUCUUUGGCGAAAUCAAUGUGCAAUCUCGACCAAUGCCUCUCUGUCUUUGGCGAAAUCAAUGUGCAAUCACGACAAGUGCCUCUCUGUCUUUGGCGAAAUCAAUGUGCAAUCUCGACCACGUCGUGUUUGUCUUUGGCGAAAUCAAUGUGCAAUAACGACCACUGCCUCUCUGUCUUUGCUGAAAUCAAUGUGCAAUCUCGACCAAAGCGUGUCUGUCUUUGCUGAAAUCAAUGUACAGUCUCGUCCACGGCAGGUCUGUCUUUGGCGAAAUUAA
This is a messenger RNA of Acanthosepion pharaonis, 474 nucleotides long. The record is from the annotation of a GenBank genome assembly. Lineage: Eukaryota; Metazoa; Mollusca; Cephalopoda; Sepiida; Sepiidae.